Messenger RNA from Leguminivora glycinivorella, 901 nucleotides. RefSeq lists its product as uncharacterized. The record is from RefSeq and is a predicted model, not a curated record. Lineage: Eukaryota; Metazoa; Arthropoda; Insecta; Lepidoptera; Tortricidae. Bases 287 to 880 code for a protein of 197 amino acids. The transcript has 6 exons.
CGCGACAAAAGGAAAUUCUCGAUAUCCGAAUAACAUCUUUUCAGAUGUUCUAAUUAUAUCAGUAUACUUAGGUUAGAAUUCUUAGAAUUUGCCUCUAAGAAUACUGUUGCGUUCGUCAAGCGUGUAAGAUUUUUUGAGUUCGUUAGCUUAGUCUGUACGCGUCGCGGAAUGAUCACAAAUUGGUAACACAAAUAAGACGUCAAGCGUUCAUUAAGUUGAACGCCGUCAGUUUUGGGAGAAAUUGCUGUCAAUCACCGUUUACAACUGUCUGUUGAAUUAAAAGAAGAUGUGGAUUGGUUACCGUUGGGUGGUGUAUUUAUUCCUCUUUAACUUGGACCAAGGAUAUUCAGACAGACAAAGGAGAUAUUUGUUAUUUACCACAUCUACGCAAUAUGGAAUCUUCGCGACGGUGUCGGUGCCACUGCACCCGGACACGACGACGAGCGUGGCGUGGUUCUACGAAGCGAACUACUACAACGUGGCCAACGCCUCAUACUUCGAACCGUUGCUUGGCGACGUCGCGUGGGGAAGAAGUGAAGAUAAACGUAGCGCUGAUAAUACCAAUGAGUUGUUAACUAGAAGACUCCUGUACACUUCCAUCGAAGCAAUGUUAGAAAAGAACCGUUUUCCGGGCCGAUCUUGCCUGUUAAGGGCUAUCUGCGAGGCAGCCACGUCCCAACUGACGCAUAAUGGCGUUUUAGGAGACCUACUGCAUCUUGCGCUCACGCCUUCAACAUCGAUGGAAGAGGCGGACGUAGAGGAGUGUUUCUACGAGGCGGAGCUCCGCGGCGCCCUGCGCGCCUGCGCCCGCUACCGCCGCCGCUGCCCCGACAACCCGCUCGACUACAUCUCACUACAAACUGAACAAUUCAUUCAUUAAUAAUAAAUUAAAAUCAAAGUC